AUGAGCGGACUGUAUCCUCCGAGCCAUCACCGCCAACAGAAACUGCACCCAAAGCGCCACCGGCCAGCAGCUAGCAGUCGAAAUCAGACCAUGACCGGUCGAUCCCAACAACUCCAAAACGAACCCUUCGUCGGACCACACCGUCGACCCCAUAUGAUAGCAACUCUAAUCACUGUGUCGCUCAAUGUCGAUCCAAUAGACAUACGUCGCUGGCGAAAUUGCGUCUCCGAUGUCCAUCUAUGGGUGACUAAUUCCAAAGGGAAACCACCAAGGUUUUCUCAGAUCGCAAACCAAAAGCUCCAGUCGGCCUCCAUGCUCUCGCUCAUCAUCACCAAACAGAGCCACAUCGCCUCCAUCAGUUGCGUAGACCCCACAGCUCCAUGUCGUUGGCCCAACUGCAACGCUGUUACUCCUUACCUGUGGCAAUUUCGAAAAAAAAAAGAGAAAAAAAAAUGA
Molecule: messenger RNA, 456 nt
Organism: Lactuca virosa
Lineage: Eukaryota; Viridiplantae; Streptophyta; Magnoliopsida; Asterales; Asteraceae
Source: the annotation of a GenBank genome assembly